AUGGCGGUCGCACCAGAUAGAUCAAGCAUCUACAUGCUUUUGCAGACAUGGCAGACGCGCACCCUUCGACUGCACCCUGCCGCUAGUCUCGACAAAGCAAUUCACGGCGACGUUCUGACAGCCAGACUCGCCCAUGGUCAGCAUCUCGCGCUCAGCAUGGACUCUGAGCUCAUCACUUUCGAGGCAAUUUCCUACGCUUGGGGCACCUGGGGAGAGAACGAGCUGGUACCGAUGGUCUGCGAUGGCGUAGAAGUCCAAAUCGCCCCUUCUCUAGCAGACGCUCUGCAACGCUUUCGUUAUGGCGACCGCGCAAGAUAUCUUUAG
Molecule: messenger RNA, 324 nt
Organism: Recurvomyces mirabilis
Lineage: Eukaryota; Fungi; Ascomycota; Dothideomycetes; Mycosphaerellales; Teratosphaeriaceae
Exons: 1
Coding region: 1-324 (107 amino acids)
Source: RefSeq, a predicted model, not a curated record